Messenger RNA from Neomonachus schauinslandi (Hawaiian monk seal), 1961 nucleotides. It is a transcript of the gene CNTF, whose product is annotated as ciliary neurotrophic factor. Gene Ontology annotation, cellular component: axon. NCBI's taxonomy places the organism in Eukaryota, Metazoa, Chordata, Mammalia, Carnivora, Phocidae. Gene Ontology annotation, biological process: ciliary neurotrophic factor-mediated signaling pathway; positive regulation of axon regeneration; positive regulation of tyrosine phosphorylation of STAT protein. The record is from RefSeq and is a predicted model, not a curated record. Gene Ontology annotation, molecular function: growth factor activity; ciliary neurotrophic factor receptor binding; cytokine activity. Bases 421 to 1020 code for a protein of 199 amino acids. The transcript is spliced from 2 exons.
CAUGGGGAGUGCAAGGGAGGGUGAUAACAAAAUGAACUGAUUAUGUGUAUAUAAAGUAGAUCACAUUAGGCAGGGAUGUCAUGAGGAUUAGUGUGAUAGUGACCUUGUUGCUAAGUGCAAAAGCAAAACAAUGACAUAAAAACAAGUAGGCUCAGCACUGAGUGGAGGAGAGAGAUGGAGGCAGACACUGCAGGAAAAAAAGCUGAUUAAAAAGGGGCCUUUGAUUCCACAGGCACAAAAAUCCACAGCCAGGAAUUUGCUGCCACCUCUGAGUCAGGCAGGGGGGUGGGGGUGGGGUGCACAAUCCCAUUAGUACAGAAUGCCCAGGGGAUUUAGUCUGAGAUAAACAUUUCUUAUUUGGACCAGUGUAGACAGUAGCAAACCCAGCUCACUUGUUUCCUGGGACAGUUGAGUUAGGGGAUGGCUUUUGCAGAGCACUCACCGCUGACCCCUCACCGCCGGGACCUCUGUAGCCGCUCUAUCUGGCUAGCAAGGAAGAUUCGUUCAGACCUGACUGCUCUUUUGGAAUCUUAUAUGAAGCAUCAGGGCCUGAACGAGAACAUAAACCUGGACUCUGUGGAUGGUGUGCCAAUGGCAAGCACUGAUUGGUGGAGUGAGCUGACUGAGGCAGAGCGACUCCAAGAGAACCUCCAAGCUUAUCGUGCCUUCCAUGUUAUGUUGGCCAGGCUUUUAGAAGACCAGCAGGUGCAUUUAACUCCAGCUGAAGGGGAUUUCCAUCAAGCAAUACAUACCAUUCUACUUCAAGUUGCUGCCUUUGCUUACCAGCUGGAGGAAUUAAUGAUGCUUCUGGAACACAAGAUCCCCUCCAAUGAGGCUGAUGGGAUGCCCAUCAUUUGUGGAGAUGGUGGUCUCUUUGAGAAGAAGCUGUGGGGCCUAAAGGUGUUGCGAGAGCUUUCACAGUGGACAGUGAGGUCCAUCCAUGACCUUCGAGUCAUUUCUCAUCAGACUGGGAUUCCAACACAUGGGAGCCAUUAUAUUGCUAAUGACAAGAAAAUAUAGCAGUUAUCCCUCCUCUCUCUCCCUCCUUCCUUUUCUAAUGGAAUAUACACAGCCCUGAGGCCUCACUUUCCCAUUCUUAAGUUUUGAAAGGUUGAAAGUUUUCUAACCUUAGAGACCAUAGGCAUUUUCACGAAGUAGGGUUGGAGACAAGGACAACAGGGCAUACGGGGUGUGUGUGUGUGUGUGUGUGUGUGUGUGUGUGUGUGGGGUGUGUGUGUGUGUGUGUGUGUGUGUUGGGGCCAUAAGGGAAUGGGGGCAAGGGCAGCAUCCUUCCAUCUUAGUGCUCUAACCUUUUCUACCCACUAAGUUAAGUUUACAAGGAUUUAAUAGUCUGACAGAAUAAAUACAUGUUUAACUUUAGUCCUAGAUGACUUUUCUGGGAAGAUUGAAACUUAAUUAAAAAUCCUGGACUCCAGCCAAUUCAAACUCUUGGAUAAUAAAAAUACUAACAUUUAUUGAAUAUCUGCUAUAUUGUAGCGGUAUGCCAGGGGCUCUGUGUAUAUUAUAAUCUUAACAACAACCCUGUUGAGGGAGGUAGUGUUAUUCCCAUCUGGCAGGUGAGAAAACAAAUUAUAACUUGGUAAAGGUUACCCAACUAGCAAAUGGCACACUUAAGUUUGAACCCAGAUAUUUCUCAUCCUAAAGCCUAUGUGUCUUUCACUUCAGAGGCCUGAUUAUGACCCUUUACCACUGCACCUCUUUGCCACAGCGGGUUGGAAAAUACAUUCAAGUAUUCUAUCCCCGGCCCUGGAAAACAAUCCCCAUUAUAUGUCCUGAUAGGUCAGUAACAUAAUUGUAGUGUUAAAGGCGGUAUUUGUUGUCCACGCUUGGCAAAGACGAGAGCAGUGGAGAUGUUAAGAUUCUGUUUGGGGAAAAGAGUAGGCCCACCAGACUUCUGAAAUUAGGAAACUGAGGAUGUGCAGUAACACAGCCUGCUUUAU